This is a messenger RNA of Cuscuta campestris, 894 nucleotides long. NCBI's taxonomy places the organism in Eukaryota, Viridiplantae, Streptophyta, Magnoliopsida, Solanales, Convolvulaceae. The record is from the annotation of a GenBank genome assembly.
AAUGUAGGGUUAAAAUAGCCUAUAUACCAUUCAUGAAUCAAGAGAAAGCCAUUAUUAUUUUUAGCAUGCGUGUUUGACCUCCAUUCGAGAAGAACAUCCGGAUAUGGCCUGCGCUCGACUUCCCUCCCCGAGGAGGAGCGCCGAGCGCGAGUGUUUGACCUCCAUCCAGGAAGAACAUCCGGGUAUGGUCUGCGCUCGGCUUCCCUCCCCGAGGAGGAGCGCCGAGCGCGAGUGUCUGACCUUCAUCCAGGAAGAACAUCCGGACAUGAACUUCCGGUUCUUCAGCAUUCCAAAGAAGACCGACCGGGGGGCUACUCAGAUCGAGAGGGUCCCGGUGAAUCCUUCUCCCAACAAAGGGAAAGGGAAAACAAGGACCAAGCAGGUGGCCACCACCCAUCCAGCGGCCAAGAGGAAAAGGGGAGAGAAUGUCCCGGUGGUGGAGUCUCUGGAGGAGCUCUGGGUGAAAAUGGGGCGCUGGCUAAAAGAGAUGGACAAGGUUGGGCCUGACGCCCUAGAGCAGCUCACCGAUGAUUCUCCCUCCCGGUCAUCUCAGUUGGAGGAGAAGCUGAAGAGGGCCGUGGCCCAUAACCGGGAGCUCCAGGACUUGACGGCUCGGCAGCUCGAAGAGAUGGCCAACCUCUCAAGGGUGGUCAGGAAGGCGAACGCGGAGAUCCUCCAGCUAAAGGAGGAGAACUCAACGCUUAUGGGGGAGGUCUCCUAACUAAAGGAGGAGGCGAAGCUGAAGGAGCAAGAGCUGCCCGGUCGAGCCAAACAGUGGAUGGAGGAGAAUUUGGUAGAAGUUGCCCGGGUAAUCACUUCCUUUGAAGAAAGAACCAUGGAGGGCUUCAAGCUGCUAUACCGGGAGGAACAUGGAAAGAAAAUGAUCACUCAGAU